Molecule: messenger RNA, 1397 nt
Organism: Xenopus laevis (African clawed frog)
Lineage: Eukaryota; Metazoa; Chordata; Amphibia; Anura; Pipidae
Gene: fam174c.L
Product: family with sequence similarity 174 member C L homeolog
Exons: 4
Coding region: 253-627 (124 amino acids)
Source: RefSeq, a predicted model, not a curated record
UGGUGGUUUUCUACAAACGGAGCAUUUGGAGAUAUAGAUCUAAAACAUUCUUUUAAGCAAACAGCAGCUUUGAACUUCCACUUCCUCAUAUACCAUAAACCACGCACUCUUAAUUUCUUCGGCUCUUCCCUUAGUCAGCUUCCUGUGUGCGGUGACGUCGCCGUGUGGGCGGAACAAAAGCCGGAAGUGAUUGGUGACACCAAUUCUGGGACCAGGUGGAGUAAAGCAGUUUGGGUGCUUCUCGAUUGUAAGAUGUGGUUCAUUGCCAGUAUUUUCAUUUUUCUUGUGGUUGGGAGACUAGUGGAUUCUUUUGGUUCAAACAGCACAACCCCAUCUCACAUUGCCGACUUUACCACAAAGUAUAAUUCACAGAACACAACCGCAAAGCUCAAUGUCCAGGAGAAUUUCUUUGGGGCCAACAUGCAGAUGGUUCAGAGGGCAUUUUAUGUGUUGAUUGGAAUCUCAUUGCUUGCUGUGCUAUACUUCAUCAUUCGCACUGUAAGACUAAAGAAGAAACCUCUGAGAAAAAAGUAUGGUCUUUUAUCAGACUAUGAUGAGAACAUGGAGAUGGGAUCAUUGGACAGUGAUGAAGAGAAGAUUUUUGAGGCCAGAAGUCUAAGAAGGUGACCAAAAAGGAUGACUUUACCCUCGCAUCAGAAAGAAAACACUUUAAACCCGGAGUUGUUUCUCUGCUCGUUAUGUCUCUGGCUGGUUCCUGGAUGUCCAGUGUAUUGAUUGGGAUAACAGACACUGACACAUUUUGUACUAAUUCUGAAUACUGCAUUGGAGAAAUCAGCUGUUAUAUUUUUUUGUUUGGUGAAGACCCUGAAUAAUGCUGUGCCUAAUGUCCUGCUGUAUGCUGGUACAAAUGUGUUUCCCCCCCCCUUUCUAAAAAGAACAAAAACUAAAAAAAACAAAUAGUGGGCACAUACUAUCCAAAUCUUUUCUUGCAGACUCUGAACCUGCACACAGGCGUUUUGUCCAUGCUACUCUUUAAAUUUUAAAACUGUUUGUUUUUAUGGACGUGAUUUUUUUCCCCACAAUUGGAGAGGUUAAAAAUGUUUGUGUAAACGCAGGGAAUAUGCUGCACAUGAUUUUACAAGGUGCAGAGUGAGGGAGCAUAGAGAAAUGCCAACACCUUAUUCCUAAGUAUAUUGAACUAUAGGAUUUCAUUGAUUUUUCAUUCUGUUUCCACACAUUUUGCAACCAGCAUGAUGAAUAUGUAUAGUUACAAAGACUAAGUAAUGGUGUUCUAUGCCAUCUACUGUCACUAAUAAGCUUGGAAUUUAAUACUGUGUUUCCUACUCUGCUGAUAUUGCUAUUGAAAAUUUUUGUAACAAUUAUUUUUUUCAGACUAAUUUUUAUUACUAAAUAAACAUUCCAUUUUCUUCCUAAAA